Penicillium oxalicum is the source of this 291-nucleotide messenger RNA. RefSeq lists its product as uncharacterized. The record is from RefSeq and is a predicted model, not a curated record. NCBI's taxonomy places the organism in Eukaryota, Fungi, Ascomycota, Eurotiomycetes, Eurotiales, Aspergillaceae. The transcript has a single exon. Bases 1 to 291 code for a protein of 96 amino acids.
AUGAAUGCGUUGGUCGAUCUGCGAGACAAGUUCCUGGGAAUCGAAGAGUGUCCACCUGAUGGCACUUCUGGCAUCCAUUCUUUCACCCGGGAAUAUCCCAAACUUCAACGUGCUUUCCCCGCGAACGGCGUCAUGUCGCGUCGAGCCUCGCGUGCUGGUGAGGCAGGUACCUCCCCUUCGAGAAUCCCAAAGAAUGCUCUCAACAGGACACGAGGCAACCCUCCUUCUGUUUUCCUAUCCCCCACUCUUUUGGCCGUGGAUCAACACGCUCUUUAUCCCGAGUCUCGUUAA